This is a messenger RNA of Cucurbita pepo subsp. pepo (vegetable marrow), 841 nucleotides long. Its product is annotated as calmodulin. The record is from RefSeq and is a predicted model, not a curated record. NCBI's taxonomy places the organism in Eukaryota, Viridiplantae, Streptophyta, Magnoliopsida, Cucurbitales, Cucurbitaceae. Gene Ontology annotation, cellular component: myosin II complex. Gene Ontology annotation, molecular function: calcium ion binding.
GGCCGGUGGCUGCCAUCUCUCUCUCUCUCUCUCUCUCUCUCUCUCUCUCUUUCUCUGAAUUUCUCUGAAUUUCUCUCUAUAGGUUGCUUAGUUUUAGCAUAUUUCUUCUGAAUCAUUUGCUUGUAGAAAAGUACUACUUCAUUCGAUUAUCUUCUCGAGUGAACAGUAAUGGCGGAUCAGCUAACGGAUGAUCAGAUCUCUGAGUUCAAGGAGGCCUUCAGCUUGUUCGACAAGGACGGCGACGGCUGUAUCACAACCAAGGAGCUUGGUACUGUUAUGAGGUCGCUAGGUCAGAAUCCAACGGAGGCGGAGCUUCAGGACAUGAUCAAUGAGGUCGAUGCUGAUGGCAACGGAACAAUCGACUUCCCAGAGUUCCUAAAUCUCAUGGCUAGGAAGAUGAAGGAUACCGACUCGGAGGAGGAGUUGAAAGAGGCAUUCCGUGUGUUCGAUAAGGAUCAGAAUGGCUUCAUCUCCGCUGCUGAGCUGCGCCAUGUGAUGACCAAUCUCGGCGAGAAACUGACCGAGGAGGAGGUGGAUGAGAUGAUCAGAGAAGCCGAUGUGGAUGGCGAUGGCCAGAUUAACUACGACGAAUUUGUCAAGGUCAUGAUGGCCAAGUAAAAGUCAUCAUCAUCCUUCCACUAUCACCAGAACCAAAAAAAAAAAAAGUAGCAAAAAUAGGAAGGGCUGGUUAACUUCUAUUGGAUCCUCCGGGUUUGCCGUUCGAAUUUAAAUCCAAAUCUAUGAUAGAAAAUAGUGUCUGCUCUCUGUUUCUUACGUUUUCAGUUUGAAUGUAUCAUCAUAUCAUGUGACUAAGAAAAUGUGUCUUCGCUGUUCUUCCUUU